CCUCCUGCUGUCAUCCGAUAAAAAUUAUCAACAAACAAACUCGCCCGCAAGGAUAUUCAAGCUUUUCACAACUUCAACUAGGUUUUCACCAUUUUCCACACAAAAUCACGCCGGUGCAAUGUUUACGGUAGUCCCUUCGAGAUUUGCUGGAUUAAAAAUCGAAGACGAUGACGAUGGGUUUCGGAAACCGAAGCAAAAAUCAAAAUCAACUGCGAACGCCAAACCCAAAACGGCAUCCGUGAAAAACACUCCUGCACCACAAACUUCUCAGCAGCAAACAAAGAAACCUAAACCAAAACCUCCUAAAACCAAACCUACUAAUGAAACGCUACAAAAGGAACAGUGGUCGGAAUGGCAACAAAAGGAUACGGAGCUGGUAGAGAAAUCGUACGUGAACGAUCUCGAGCAAGCACUACUCCUUUCGAAACUGGAUUUCGAGGCAAACAAAUCCAAGUACAACCAGCUGGAAAAGGAAUCCAAACAGUCCGGGGUGAAAGAUAAAAAACCAAAAGCUUUGUCUUUACAAGAAUUCCAAGAGAAAGUCAGCAAAGAAUUGAAUGAGAAGCAACAACAGAAGAAGCGCCAGCAGGAGGAAGCAGAGUACAACCGAAACUACACGUUCUUCGAACAAAUUGAUCUCGAAACCAAACAAAUACUCAACAAAGAGCAGUUAAAGAUGCUGUUAAAACAAAAUAAUGCUCUAUCUGCAAAGGCCAAAGAGUCUCCCAAGAAGGAUGUUUCACCGGUAGCGGAACCAUCGCACAGCGAAUUAGAUCUGCUUAAAAUGGAAAAUAUGAAUCUGAAGGAAGAAAUCGCGAUUCUACGUGAUCGAUACAAAAAGGUGAUCGCAAUGCUUAAGAAUGGAGAAAUGAAAGAGAAAACGGAGUUGAUGAUCGAAAUCGAAAAGCUACGAAAAGUGCAGGAAGACAUGACGGUAGAAAUGACCGCGCUCUAUGGACAACUGGAGCAAGCCAAGUCUAAAACGAACCAGGAAGCGAAGGGAAAGGAAAAACCAACCAAUCGCUAAUCACAAAAAUUCGCUCGAACCAACAAACCAAACGAAGAAUUCCUAAUUUAAGACAGUAUUCCUUUCCAUUACCAUUAAGAUCUCCACUAAAGAAUAACAACUGUAGCAGUAAGGAUAGAAUUUGAAUUUCUUGUAACGAACCAUUCUCAGGAUUUGUUCGGUUGAAUGAAAUAAUUUCAUGAAAUGUGUUGUUAUACAACUUCUUGCAAUAACAGUAAGGAAUAGUAUAAUAAAGCUACUAAACAUAUG
Anopheles funestus (African malaria mosquito) is the source of this 1276-nucleotide messenger RNA. Its product is annotated as G kinase-anchoring protein 1-like. NCBI's taxonomy places the organism in Eukaryota, Metazoa, Arthropoda, Insecta, Diptera, Culicidae. The transcript is spliced from 2 exons. Gene Ontology annotation, biological process: signal transduction. Gene Ontology annotation, cellular component: Golgi apparatus. The coding region runs from base 119 to 1027 and encodes 302 amino acids. The record is from RefSeq and is a predicted model, not a curated record.